AGCUUUCUCCAUUUUCACCUCUCUCUCUCUGUGUUUUUUUUAACUCCGUUUAAAUUUUCCGUCUGAAUUUUACAAAGGAACACUAAUGUCAGCUUUUGACGGCGUUGAAAAUCAAAUGAACGGUCCAGAUUCAUCUCCUCGUCUCUCUCAAGAUCCUCGUGAGCCUCGCUCAUUAUUAUCAUCUUCUUGUUUCCCAAUCACCCUCAAGUUCGUUGAUGUGUGUUACCGAGUCAAGAUCCAUGGCAUGAGUAACGAUUCUUGUAAUAUCAAGAAACUAUUAGGAUUAAAACAAAAACCGUCCGAUGAGACAAGAUCGACGGAGGAGAGGACGAUACUAAGCGGAGUCACCGGAAUGAUAUCACCCGGCGAGUUUAUGGCCGUUCUUGGACCAUCGGGAAGUGGCAAAUCUACGCUACUAAACGCAGUCGCAGGGAGACUCCAUGGAUCAAACCUCACCGGAAAAAUACUUAUAAACGACGGUAAAAUAACGAAACAAACAUUAAAACGCACCGGAUUUGUAGCACAAGACGAUCUUCUUUACCCUCACUUAACCGUACGUGAAACCUUAGUUUUCGUGGCUUUGCUUCGUCUUCCUCGGAGUCUAACAAGAGACGUUAAACUCAGAGCCGCUGAAUCGGUUAUAUCGGAGCUAGGUUUAACGAAAUGUGAGAACACAGUCGUUGGGAACACUUUCAUUAGAGGUAUCUCUGGUGGAGAAAGGAAACGAGUUAGUAUAGCUCAUGAAUUGCUUAUAAACCCGAGUCUUUUGGUUCUUGAUGAGCCUACUUCGGGUCUUGAUGCUACGGCGGCGCUCCGGUUGGUUCAGACUCUUGCCGGGUUGGCUCAUGGGAAAGGAAAAACGGUGGUUACGUCGAUUCAUCAGCCGUCGAGUCGUGUGUUUCAGAUGUUUGAUACGGUGCUUCUUUUGAGUGAAGGAAAGUGUUUGUUCGUCGGAAAAGGAAGAGACGCCAUGGCUUACUUUGAAUCCGUCGGAUUUUCGCCGGCUUUUCCUAUGAAUCCGGCUGAUUUUCUUCUUGAUCUUGCUAACGGAGUUUGUCAGACUGACGGUGUAACGGAACGGGAAAAGCCAAACGUGAGACAAACGCUGGUCACGGCUUAUGAUACAUUGCUAGCCCCACAAGUCAAAACUUGUAUCGAAGUGUCACAUUUUCCUCAAGACAACGCGCGUUUCGUGAAAACGCGAGUAAACGGCGGUGGAAUAACAACAUGUAUUGCAACAUGGUUUAGCCAACUCUGCAUUCUCCUCCACAGACUUUUAAAAGAACGGCGUCACGAAUCCUUUGACUUACUUCGCAUUUUCCAAGUCGUCGCGGCUUCGAUCCUUUGUGGUCUCAUGUGGUGGCACUCUGAUUAUCGAGACGUACAUGACCGACUAGGCCUACUCUUCUUCAUAUCCAUCUUUUGGGGAGUACUUCCAUCAUUUAACGCGGUCUUCACGUUUCCGCAAGAACGUGCAAUUUUCACUAGAGAGCGUGCGUCCGGUAUGUACACACUCUCUUCUUACUUCAUGGCCCAUGUACUCGGAUCGCUCUCCAUGGAGCUCGUUCUUCCGGCAUCAUUCUUGACGUUCACUUAUUGGAUGGUCUAUCUACGCCCCGGGAUAGUCCCAUUCCUCCUCACCCUCUCCGUGCUUUUACUAUACGUUUUAGCGUCACAAGGACUUGGACUUGCCCUUGGUGCAGCGAUCAUGGACGCUAAAAAAGCGUCUACAAUCGUGACCGUGACAAUGCUAGCGUUUGUCUUAACCGGUGGUUACUACGUCAACAAAGUGCCAUCCGGAAUGGUGUGGAUGAAAUACGUUUCCACGACGUUUUAUUGUUACCGUCUUUUAGUGGCGAUCCAAUACGGGAGUGGGGAAGAGAUAUUGCGAAUGCUUGGAUGUGAUUCAAAGGGUAAGCAAGGAGCGAGUGCGGCGACAUCGGCUGGAUGUCGAUUUGUGGAGGAGGAAGUGAUCGGAGAUGUUGGGAUGUGGACGAGCGUUGGUGUUUUGUUUUUGAUGUUUUUUGGGUAUAGAGUAUUGGCAUAUCUAGCUUUGAGACGUAUCAAACAUUAAAUAAAGAGAGGGAGAGGGGGAGAAAGUUAAAUAAAAAUGAGUGGGUAAAUUUAAUUUUUAGGGUUCUAGUUCGGAAUAUUAAAACGUCGCUAAUUGUAAUUUUGCGAUUUAGCGACGGGUUCAGUUUUUAACAUGUGAAAAUGAAAAUGACAAGUAUUUUUAAUUGUUUUUAAUAAAAUGUAUAUUUUCACCU
Molecule: messenger RNA, 2267 nt
Organism: Arabidopsis thaliana (thale cress)
Lineage: Eukaryota; Viridiplantae; Streptophyta; Magnoliopsida; Brassicales; Brassicaceae
Gene: ABCG25
Product: ATP-binding cassette family G25
Exons: 4
Coding region: 86-2074 (662 amino acids)
Cellular component (GO): plasma membrane; membrane
Molecular function (GO): ATP hydrolysis activity; ABC-type transporter activity; ATP binding
Source: RefSeq, marked reviewed